AUGAAGUCUACAACUAUCCUUCUCUCUACUGCAUUCGCAUUGCAAGCAAGCGCAGCACCCACACACUACCAACCACCACACAUCCUCAAUGCUACAGUAUCACCACACAACAGCACUGCUUUCACCCCGCCCCCACCAUCAUCAUGUCUUGCAAAACUAGAAGGCGCUCUCGAGGAUCUCACCAGUUCAACCAUAUCAAUUCUUCUCGGCUCCUCCACAACAAUGCUCGGGUAUGCAUUCUGUGGCCUCACCAUGCCAGCAGAGUCAUGGGAGACAUGCACAGACUUUGCCGUCAUCGGAGGCAGCGUUGUUGGUCUUUCACAUCUGGCAAUCUGGAAAUUUCCUCAGCUUCUUGAUGAUUUGAAUCUUUACGAUUCUACGGUCAGACCGUGGGAAAGUGCUUCUGAGGCUUGGGGAGAGAACGAUGGCCCUGAUGCUAAAGUUGAGGUUAAGCCUCGUUUGGAGGUUGUAAAUGCGCAAUUUGGUGCUUGGCCUUGA
This is a messenger RNA of Aureobasidium melanogenum CBS 110374, 498 nucleotides long. RefSeq lists its product as uncharacterized. Bases 1 to 498 code for a protein of 165 amino acids. The transcript has a single exon. NCBI's taxonomy places the organism in Eukaryota, Fungi, Ascomycota, Dothideomycetes, Dothideales, Saccotheciaceae. The record is from RefSeq and is a predicted model, not a curated record.